Molecule: messenger RNA, 1081 nt
Organism: Zea mays
Lineage: Eukaryota; Viridiplantae; Streptophyta; Magnoliopsida; Poales; Poaceae
Product: auxin-responsive protein IAA33
Exons: 2
Coding region: 310-888 (192 amino acids)
Biological process (GO): regulation of DNA-templated transcription
Cellular component (GO): nucleus
Source: RefSeq, a predicted model, not a curated record
CGCCCUUGUUUGUGUGCUGCUUACUGACAGGUCAGUUCCAUCCGGCCCGUUGGGUACGUGGCUAUUCGUCGGAUUCAGUUGUGAACAUGUUCAGCAACAUGUUAACCCGGCCCACCUCCUAUAAAUCCAUCCUCACCACCCCCAGCAGCAGCAGGCUUGCAACCCUAACAAAACACGGCUAGCCAUCGGGAGAGGAAAGCGCUCUCAUCACUUCCCCAUCCUCAUUCCUUCCUCCGUCCACACCGCAGCCACUACAGAUAGAUACGCCAUCCGACGAGGUCAACUCAAGUCCCCCCUUCCUCCACCACGAUGAGCAGCGGCGGCGCGAGCUUCGAGCAGCACGCGAAUAAGCGGCGGCGGCCGCCCGCUGGGCCGCAGCGCCUGACGCUGUCGGUGCAGGACGCCGACGACGCGGCCGCGGCCGUGGUCCCGCCCGUCACCGUGGUCCUGGACGGGCGCUGCAUCUGCCACCGCGUCCACCUCAACCGCCACACGGGGUACCGCAGCCUGGCGGGCACGCUCCGCCGCAUGUUCGUCGACUCCGACGACGACGACUCCGACGUCCACAACCACCACCACCAGCAGCAGCAGCAGCAGCGCGGCGAGGACGACCUCGACCUCGACCUCGCCAAUGCCGUCCCGGGCCACGUCGUCGCGUACGAGGACAUGGAGGACGACCUCCUCCUCGCCGGCGAUCUCAAGUGGAACUCGAUUUACUCUCUCGAUGGUGUGCAUGAUUGCAUCGCAGCGAUUUUGUUCGCGUCGCCAAAAGGAUCCGGAUCAUCCCUGCCAAGAAGACGACGUCGUCGUCAAGCCGCGCCAAGAAAUGCGGAGGAGGAGAUGUCAACCACAGCAACUAGUCGCCGGCGUCCGGCCGGGCCGGGCUAGCUUUUGUUAGACUCUCGCAUGCAAUUAUUACUGCUAGCCGCUAGCUGCAGCUGUCGUCUACUCCAUCGUUGUGUUCUUCAAUUCAUUCACUCAGCUCUCUCCAUUAUAUUAUACCCGGCCCCAUGCAUGUUGUCGUUAAUUAAAGACCUAUAAUUAAAGCACGUACGCAAAGCAAUGAACAAGGUUAUGUCAU